Molecule: messenger RNA, 2049 nt
Organism: Microdochium trichocladiopsis
Lineage: Eukaryota; Fungi; Ascomycota; Sordariomycetes; Xylariales; Microdochiaceae
Product: glucosidase II beta subunit-like protein-domain-containing protein
Exons: 3
Coding region: 377-1954 (525 amino acids)
Biological process (GO): retrograde protein transport, ER to cytosol; endoplasmic reticulum unfolded protein response
Cellular component (GO): endoplasmic reticulum lumen
Source: RefSeq, a predicted model, not a curated record
GUCAGCCACCCCACAUCCAUCACCACAUCCACCACCACCACAUCAAUCAUCGCUUGACCUAUUCAGCCAACAAUCAGCAGUAGUAGCGGACAUCUCCAGCAUCGAUCAGCAAGUGCACUAUAAUAUCCUGAAAAAUUAGUGGACACACACAUACACACACACACCCACGCACAAAUUGGCAGACGAGAGCGAAACCUGUCUGGACGGCACGACACCCAAUGUAUCCGACUGCACCCUCUUCCUGAGCCUAGCCCUCCCCUUCGCGGGCCUUUUGCAUAAGGAAACAAAAAGAGAAGGACAGUUCACGACAGGGGGAAGGGAGACGGGGGCUAUAUACUACGCGAGACGGGCCGAGACAAAGACGACGACGACGACAAUGCGGCAUAUCCAGCACGGCGUUGUCCUCGCUGCCGCUGCGGCCACGGUGGCAGCAGCGGCAGGAGUACAACAGCAGCAGCAGCAGCAGCAGCAGCGGCAGCCCGGGUUUAGCAUACACCAGGAUCUGCUGGCUUAUCCUCAGUUCGAAGUGGUCAUUUCCGAAGCAUACAUCCUAGAACCCGAAGCGCAAGCACUCCUCGACAAGGCCGAGGUGCACAGUAGCCGCCGGGCAGCGACGCGGGGAGGGAGCGGCGGCAGCGACUCCCAUGCUACGGACCUCGCACCCGGGAGCGGUAGCCGCGGCAGCGGCCACGACGACGGCAACGAUAACGACGAGACGGACGAAGACAGUGUGACCGAGACGUACGAGAUCAUGAGCGCCCCGCCGCACCGGUACCUGUGCGCAAUCCCCGUCAUCGAGGCGCCCGUCGCGCCCAACAAGACGGCCACCGAGCUGGCCAAAGCCGAGGAGGCGAAAGAGCUCGCGCGGGCGUCGGCGCACGGGUGGGAUCUCGUCAACGGGCUCGAGGGCUCGUGUCUGCACUACGUCCUCGGGUGGUGGAGCUAUACCUUUUGUUACGGCCAGAGCGUGGUCCAGUUCCAUGCGCUGCCUGGCAGCAUGAAGAUCGGCCCGCCGGUCAGGGAUCCGCAAACCAUGGAGUAUGUGCUUGGUCGUCAACAGAUAAAUGGCGAAGUGGGCGAGCCCGCGACGGCGGCAGCAGCUACAACAAACACACCCUCACAGCAGUCGACAAAUAUGGAGCUACAAGUCAAGGGCGACCAGCGCUACAUGGUCCAGAGGCUGGACGCCGGCACCAUUUGUGACCUCACGGGCCGUGAGCGGACGAUUGAGAUCCAGUACCACUGCAGCCCCGGCAGCACGCAGGACCGGAUCGGGUGGAUCAAGGAGGUGACGACGUGUGCGUACCUCAUGGUCGUCCACACCCCGCGGCUCUGCGACGACGUUGCAUUCCUGCCGCCCAAGGAGACCAAGGCGAACAUCAUCACUUGCAGAGACAUUAUCCCCGUGGAAGGGAUCGACGAAUGGCGUCAGAAGAAGAUGGUCGAGGUCGAGGACAUGCUGGUCGGGAAGGGCAGGGGCGGCGGCGCUUCGGGGAACGGCAAGGGCCCUGUGACGAUUGGCGGCAUCGUUGUCGGCGGGAGAAAGACCUUUGGCGACGAGGUUGCUCGGCUGUCGCCGCCGCGUGGUGCUCGCCAGCACGUGGAUGCUGUCCAGCAGGUACUCGAGCUGGUGGCCAGAGGCUCUGGCAAGGAGAAGUCGUUUGAAACGCUCACCGACGAGGAGAUGGCACGACUGGGCAUUGACCCGGAGACGAUUGAGAAGCUGCGCGAGGAAAUGAAGAAGGUUGCAGGCGAGAAGGAGUGGAAGAUUGAGCUGAUCGAGGUUGGAGGCGAGGACGACGCGAGGGCGCUCCGCGCGGUGGUCAUGGAGGACGCUGACGAGUCAGAGGGAGAGGCGAAAGGCGGCCAGCGGAAGGAGCAAGACCAGGGCGAUGACAAGGAGGACGAGGGCAGCCAGGAGCAGUUCUAUGAGAGAGAGCGAGACGAGUUGUGAGGCCAUCUCUCUGAGAAGGAAACGAUAAGCAGCAUAGCACAUGGCGUUGUUGAACGAAAUCAUGACAUUUUGGGUACGCGAGGCGAAGAGAUACC